Molecule: messenger RNA, 5581 nt
Organism: Pan troglodytes (chimpanzee)
Lineage: Eukaryota; Metazoa; Chordata; Mammalia; Primates; Hominidae
Product: PI-PLC X domain-containing protein 1-like
Exons: 6
Coding region: 733-1653 (306 amino acids)
Biological process (GO): lipid metabolic process
Molecular function (GO): phosphoric diester hydrolase activity
Source: RefSeq, a predicted model, not a curated record
UUUAUAUCUAUAUUUAAGAAAUAACAACUACGUGUCAUAGGCAGGAAAUGCAAACGUCAGCCAUCAGUCAAACUCUACAAAGGUCUGUGUUUCUUGCGGUUACCAUAACAAGUGAGCACACGUCAGGAGGCGGCAAAGAACAGAAAUUUACUCUCUCCCAGUUCUAGAUACAGAAAUCUGAAGUCAAGAUAUGGGCAGGACCACACGUCCUCCUGAGGCUCUAGGGGAGGAUCCCUCCUGCCUCUCCCAGCUCCUGGGGGCUCCAGGCAUCCCUGGGCUUGUGGCCGCAUCACUCCAGUCUCUGCCUCCAUCUCCACGUGGCCUCCUCCUCUGGGUCUGUGUCUUCUAAGGACACCUGUCAUUGCAUUUAGGACCCAGCACAAAGCCAAGAUGAUUUCAUCUUGAGCAUUUUGAGAGCAUGUGUAAAGACUCUAUUUCCAAACAGGAUCCCAUUCACAGGUUCUGGGCGGGGGGUUAGGACUUGAACAGCUCUUUUGGGGAUCACCACUCAAGUCAUUGAAACUGUGUUCAGUUCCUUCUAGAGGCUCUAGAGUGGGGGAUCCUUCCUGCCUCUCCCAGCUCCUGGGGGCUCCAGGCAUCCCUGGGCUUGUGGCCGCAUCACUCCAGUCUCUGCCUCCGUCUCCACGAGGCCUCCUCCUCUGUGUCUGUCUCCUCCUCUUGUGUCUUAGAUGGACACCUGUCACUGGAUUUGGGGGCCCGCCCUACUCCAGGAUGAUCUCAUUUCAACCUAACGAUAUCUGCAGAGACCCUGUUUCAACACGGGUCGUGUUCCCAGGUUCCAGUGGACGGAGCCACGACACGAUGACGUACUGCCUGAACAAGAAGUCCCCCAUUUCGCACGAGGAGUCCCGGCUGCUGCAGCUGCUGAACAAGGCCUUGCCCUGCAUCACGCGCCCUGUCGUGCUGAAGUGGUCCGUCACCCAGGCGCUGGACGUCACGGAGCAGCUGGACGCCGGGGUGCGGUACCUGGACCUGCGGAUCGCCCACAUGCUGGAGGGCUCGGAGAAGAACCUGCACUUUGUCCAUAUGGUGUACACAACAGCGCUGGUGGAGGACACGCUCACGGAAAUCUCGGAGUGGCUGGAGCGGCACCCGCGCGAGGUGGUCAUCCUGGCCUGCAGAAACUUCGAGGGGCUGAGCGAGGACCUGCACGAGUACCUGGUCGCCUGUAUCAAGAACAUCUUCGGGGACAUGCUGUGUCCUCGUGGGGAGGUGCCGACACUGCGGCAGCUGUGGUCCCGGGGCCAACAGGUCAUUGUCUCCUAUGAAGACGAGAGCUCCUUGCGCCGGCACCACGAGUUGUGGCCAGGAGUCCCCUACUGGUGGGGAAACAGGGUGAAGACCGAGGCCCUCAUCCGAUACCUGGAGACCAUGAAGAGCUGCGGCCGCCCAGGAGGGUUGUUCGUGGCUGGCAUCAACCUCACGGAGAACCUGCAGUACGUUCUGGCGCACCCGUCCGAGUCCCUGGAGAAGAUGACGCUGCCCAACCUUCCGCGGCUCAGCGCGUGGGUCCGAGAGCAGUGCCCGGGGCCGGGUUCACGGUGCACCAACAUCAUCGCGGGGGACUUCAUCGGCGCAGACGGCUUCGUCAGUGACGUCAUCGCGCUCAAUCAGAAGCUGCUGUGGUGCUGACGGGACCCUUCUGAAGUUCGGGGCGCGGCGGCUGCAGUUUCACCCCCGACUUUCCAAGUAUUGUGACUUUGGGCCAAAUAUUGGUGAUCAUAGGACCGAUGAUAAUACGUUUUCUUUUUCUUUAAAAUAGAGAUGGGGUGGCUGGGCGUGGUGACUUCGCCUGUCUUCCCAGCACUUUGGGAGGCCGAGGUGGGUGGAUCAUGAGGUCAGGAGGUUGAGAGCAGCCUGGCCAACAUGGUGAAACCCCGUCUCUACUAAAAAUACAAAAGUUAGCUGGGUGUGUGGCAGCGCCUGUAGUCCCAGUUACUCGGGAGGCUCAGGCAGGAGAACUGCUUGAAGCCAGGAGGUGGAGGUUGCAUUGAGCUGACAUCGUGCCACUGCACUCCAGUCUGAAUGAUAGACCGAGACUCCAUCUCAAAAGAAAAAAAAACAGCCAGGUGCGCAGUGACUCACGCCUGUCAUCCCAGCACUUUGGGAGGCCAAGGUGGGUGGAUCAUGAGGUCAGGAGUUCGAGACCAGCCUGACCAACAUGGUGAAACCCCGUCUCUACUAAAAACACAAAAAUUAGCUGGGUGCGUGAUGGGUACCUGUAGUCCCAGCUACUCAGGAGGCUGAGGCAGGAGAAUGGCGUGAACCCGGGAGGUGGAGGUUGCAGUGAGCUGAGAUCGCGCCACUGCACUCCAGCCUGGGCGACAGAGCGAGACUCCAUCUCAAAAAAAAAAAAGAUGGGGUCUCUCUAUGUUGGCCAGGUUGGUCUUGAACUCCUGGCCUCAAGUGAUCCUCCCACCUCAGCCCCCCAAAGUGCUGGGAUGACAGUCAAGAACCACCAUGGCAGCCCAUAAUAUGUUUUCUUAUUUCUGUAUUCUCCUUGCUGUGGCGUCUGGAGCCCUUACAGACCCAGGGAGACACUGUCCUCCCACAGCUCACUAAUUACUAAACACAGUGACAGACCACUUAGGAACCGGCCUCCCCUGUCAGCCAACCCCUCGGCUAGUUCUCACACCAAGCCUAUAGAUAUAUAUGUGUGUAUAUAUAUGUGUGUGUUUAUGUGUCUGUGUGUAUGUGUGUGUGUAUAUAUGUGUAUAUAUCUGUGUAUAUAUGUAUGUAUAUGUGUUUAUACAUGUGUAUAUGUGUGUAUAUAUGUGUACAUACCUGUAUACGUGUAUGUAUACAUGUAUGUGUGUAUGCAUGUAUGCGUGUAUAUACACACAUGUAUACAUAUAUACGUGUGUGUGUAUGUGUAUAUAUAUGUGUAUAUAUAUACUUUUUUUUGAGAAGGAGUCUCACUCUGUCGCCCAGGCUGGAGUGCAACGGCGAGAUCUCGGCUCACCGCAACCUCUGCCUCCCAGGUUCAAGCAAUUCUGCUGCCUCCGCCUCCCGAGUAGCUGGGAUGACAGGCAUGUGCCACCACGCCCGGCUAAUUUCGUAUUUUUAGUAGAGACGGGGUUUCUCCGCGUUGGUCAGGCCGGUCUCAAGCUUCCGAACUCAGGUGAUCUGCCCGCCUCGACCUCCCAAAGUGCUGGGAUGACAGGCGUAAGCCACUGUGCCCAGCCGCCGAUAUUUCUUUAAAUUAUGUUUAGGGACAGGGUCUUACUCUGUCACCCAGGCUGGAGGGCAGUGGUACAGUCAUAGCUCGCUGCAGCCUCAACCUCCUGGGCUCAAGCGAUCCUCUCAGCUCAGCCUCCCGUGUAGCUGGGACUCCAGGGACGCACCCCCACUGCUGGCUAAUUUUUGUAUUUUUGGUAGACUCAGGGUUUCACCACGUUGCACAGUCUGGUCUCAAAUUCCUGGGCUCCAGUGAUCCUCCCACCUUAGCUUCCAGAGUAGCCAGGAUCACAGGCAGGCACCACCAUGCCCAGGUAAUUUUAUUUUUUUGUAGAGACGUGGUCUGGCUAUGUUGUCCAGGGUGGUCUCAAACUCCUGGGCUCAACUGAUCCUCACACCUCAACCUCUGCCACAGCCAGGACCUCAGGCGUCAGCCACCACACCCACAGCUAAUUGUUUUUUUUGGUAGAGAUGGGGUCUGGCUCUGUUGCUCAGGCUGGUGUGUAGUAGGGGCACAGUCAUAGCUCACUGUAACCUUCAACGCCUGGGCUGAAGCAAUCCUCCCGCCUCAGCUUCCCAAGUAACUGGGAGUAUAGGUGUACGCCACCAUGCCCAGCUAAUUAUUUAGUAGUAGUAGUAGGAGUAUUAUGUUUGAGAUGGAGUCUCGCUCUGUCGCCCAGGUUGGAGUGCAGUGGCGCAGUCUCAGCUCACUGCAACCUCUGCCUCCCAGGUUCAAGCAAUUCUUGUGCCUCAGCCUCCUGAGUAGCUGGGAUUACAGGCGCCUGCCACCACGCCUGGCUGAUUUUUGUAUUUUUAGCAGAGAUGGGGUUUCACCAUGUUGCCCAGGCUGGUCUUGAACUCCCGACCUCAGGUGAUCCAUCCGCAUUGGCCUCCCAAAGUGCUGGGAUCACAGGCGUGAGCCACCGCACCUGGCCACCUGGCCUCAAGCCAGUAUUUCCCUGGCCCUAAAUCAUUCCUGGCUGGGUCCCAGCCCUGUAGAGCCAGCCCCCCAGCCCAGAGUCCUGCUGAAGUGUUCAAAAGUUGUCAAUCCUCAGCCGUUCCCUAGUCCUGCUGCCCCGUUCUGCGGAAGCCCCUUGAAGGCUGUGGCCUGGGCUAUUCCCUCGUUCAUUCCUGCCUCCCGAGCCAAACCCAGGUAUCCGCUUGUGCCCGGCGUGGUGUGGCAGCCUCUUCUCUCGGGAAGGGUCAGGAGUAAUUUCUUCUUUCAGUGGUCUCUCUGUGCUAGUCCCGGUCACCUCUGUGAAUUAAAGUCCUACAGGUACAAGGGAGACCCCACCCCACGGAAGGCGCCCCCAGUCCGCGUGGGAGACUCGCACACAGGUUUUCUGCACAGGUUUCUUUCUGCCUCUGAAGCGUGAACGGUCCUAGUUUCAGACGCAGAUCCUGCAAAUACUUUUUUUUUUUUUUUUUUUUUGAGAUGGAUUUUCCCUCUUGUUGUUCAGGCUGGAGUGCAAUGAUGGCACGAUCUCAGCUCACUGCAACCUCUGCCUCCCGGGUUCAAGUGAUUCUCCUGCCUCAGCCUCCCGAGGAGCUGAGAUUACAAGCGCGUGCCACCGUGCCUGGUUAAUUUUGUAUUUGUAUUUUUAUUUAUGUUUUGAGACGAAGUUUCGCUCUCGUUGCCGAGGCUGGAGUGUAGUGGUGUGAUCCUGGCUCACUGCAACCUCCACCUCCCGGGUUCCAGCAAAUUCUCCUGCCUCAGCCUCCCAAGUAGCUGGGAUUGCAGGUGCCUGCCACCACACCCGGAUAAUUUUUGUGUUUUUAGCAGAGACGGGGUUUCACCAUGUUGGCCAGGCUGGUCUCGAUCUCCUGACCUCAGGUGAUCCUCCCGCCUUGGCCUCCCGAAGUGCUGGCAUGACAGGCGUGAGCCACCGCGCCCGGCGUAUACCUGAUUUUCUACAUGUCGCUUGUUGGAGCUGCUGGUUCAAGUUCCCAGCCAGCCAAUGGAUGCCAGCACCAUUUUUACUCCCCUUUCCCAAGCAAAUCGUGCAUUUCUUUGUCUAACGAGAGACAUCAGUUUUUCAGGAUGAUCCUCAAGAACGUUAUGGAGUCCAUGUUGCAAUAGGUUCUUUUUGGGACCUCAUGACUCAUUUUCCAAAAAUCCGCUUCUACUUUUGGUACCCGGUUGCUACGGUGAAAUGAAGGUGCCCCGCAUCCAGAAAGACGCAGUGCUGGACCACAACCGGCGGCUACCUCAGCCCCACAGCUCUGCAGGAUCAGGGCUCGGGCAGGCCCCACGGAGAUGAAGAAUUUGCAGGAAGCCUCCCUGACUUCCGUCGGCUGUGAAUCCUUGUCUGUCAGGAGCGUAUCCACAAAAUCACCGAAUUCAUACAGAUCGUUUAAAUAAAUGAACAUCAUUAAAGUCAAA